This is a messenger RNA of Ilex paraguariensis (yerba mate), 631 nucleotides long. The record is from the annotation of a GenBank genome assembly. Lineage: Eukaryota; Viridiplantae; Streptophyta; Magnoliopsida; Aquifoliales; Aquifoliaceae.
AUGACGACGGACUUCAAACACUUUCCAAAUCGAGGUCGUAUAAAUGCUUUCAUGUCCAAUAAAAAAUUGAAUCCGCUGAGUAUGCAUCUUGCCAGUGAAAAGAAUGGACGAUGGAAAUUCUUGCGUCAGGCUAUGAGCCCCUUUUUCACUUCAGCAAAAACGAAGCAGAUGUAUGAAAAACUUUCUAUCGCCAUAGACAAAGUGAGCUCUCACCUGGACCAACAAAUGAAUGGCCAGAAUUCUAUAGAUGUAGAACUGAAGGACUUAUUCGAAAAAUUGACCAUGUACAACAUUAUAUCUUGUAUUUUUGGCAUAGAGCAUACCUCCACCAUCUCCAGCGAUCAAUUUCAGCAUAUGAUGAAUGAAACUAUAAGACCGACUUUUUUGAAAACUUGGUGCAUAAUUUUAGCAUCCUGCUGUCCCGCUUGGUUGAAUGAUAUAAUAAAUGGGGCAGAAGUGAAUGAUAAAGUGCUGGAUUACUUUAAGAACUUGGUUCUCGAUGCAGUGGAGUAUCGAAGACUACAUGGUGUUGAAGGAAAUGACAUACUUCAGCCACUAAUGAAUUUACAGAAUUCGCACUUGGAUUCAAAGUUUGCAGUCAGUGAUAAGAACAAACCAUUCGAACCUCAUA